This is a messenger RNA of Saccharomycopsis crataegensis, 2100 nucleotides long. RefSeq lists its product as uncharacterized. Gene Ontology annotation, biological process: amino acid transmembrane transport. The record is from RefSeq and is a predicted model, not a curated record. Gene Ontology annotation, molecular function: amino acid transmembrane transporter activity. The transcript has a single exon. Lineage: Eukaryota; Fungi; Ascomycota; Saccharomycetes; Ascoideales; Saccharomycopsidaceae. The coding region runs from base 1 to 2100 and encodes 699 amino acids. Gene Ontology annotation, cellular component: membrane.
AUGAAUCCAAGUUUCAAGAUAUCGGACUUUCCUUCAGUAACAGAGAAGUUUAUAAUAGUAGAGGAUACCGGAGAUGAUGAUGAUGAUAAUAAUAAUAAUAAUAAUAAUAAUAAUAAUAAUAAUAAUAAUAAUAAUAAUAAUAAUCGGUUCAGCAUCGCCAGCUCGAGAAUUGAUGAAUAUAGUUAUAUGAUUCAACAACCACAGAUGACCAAAAGAAGAACUUUUGACAACCGUUCGAUCCUGUCUGAGAAAGAAUUUUUCAGUAACAGUAUUAAUGAGAAGUACAAUUACAAUAAUAGAUUCAACUCUCCAGCAGAGACAUUUGUUGGAAGUAUAGAACUGAAAAAAUUUGAAAGCAUGAGUCAGUCGUCAUCUUCCUCCAGAUCAACGUUAUACAACAGCACAAUUUCUCAGCCGAUUUUCUAUUCUAGUGAUUAUGAUUUAGAUCCUCUAUCAUCCAACUCUGCCAUUGUGGAUGAAUAUGAAGCAAAUCAACUUAUUCAAGGCCUAAGGCCUCACAAUGUGGCAUUCAUUACUUUAUGCUCGGUUUUUGGAACUGGUUUUUUCUUGACAUCGUCAACAAUUUUGGAAAAUUCCGGCCCUUUAUCAUUAUUCCUUGGCUUUUUAUUCACUGGUAUAUUGGCAUUUCAAGUACUUACUGCGUUGUCUGAUAUGUCGUCUUAUAUCCCGCUACCAGAUAAUUUAAGUGGGUUCGCAAAUAGAUUUGUUGAUCCUGCCCUUGGUUUUUCUACUGGUUAUGCUUUCCUUUUGACAUUCCUACUAUUUGUCCCCAAUCAAAUUUCUGCUGCCACUUCAACAAUGUCAUACUGGAUCGAUCCAGAAACCAUCACUCCGGCAGUUUGGAUCUUAGUGUUCAUCCUCGCGGUCGCCAUGGUCAAUUAUUGCAAAAUCACCAAGUAUGCCUAUCUUGUGGACUCAUUCAUCGUGAUAAAGCUAACCAUAUAUUUCAUUCUUGCAGCCACCCUUGCUUGUUUGAUUUUCGGCGGUGGUCCAAAACAUGAUAGAUUAGGCUUCAGAUAUUGGAAAGAUCCUGGACCUAUGGCGACUUAUGGGGAAAUGAAAGGCCUGGGCGGCAGAGUCGUUGGGUUAUUGGUUUCAACAAUUAAAAGCUCAUGGAGCUAUGUGGGGAUUGAAAGUUUUUCUGUGGCAGCUAUUGAAACCAUCAAUCCAAGACUGACGAUUCCAAAAGCCAAAAACAUCUUGUUCAAAUUAUUGUUCCCGACUUACCUCAUCAUGGCGUUUUUGAUUGGUCUAUGUGUCGCUUAUAAUGAUCCAAAUCUCAUAUUAUCUCAAAAAUUAGGCUCUGAUGACCCCAAAUCAAGCGUUAUAUCCAUUGCGUUGUAUAACGCCUCAAUAGGGGUCAUGGGGAACUUUGUCAAUGCUUCCUUAUUGAUCUUUAUCUUUUCUGCUGCAAACACUGGGUUUUACUUAAGUACUCGGAUCCUAUAUGGAUUAUCAGCAAGUGAGAUAGCCCCAAAAUGUUUUAUCAAGACAACCAAAAGUGGGGUCCCAAUUUAUUCCUUUCUUUUUGUGCUCGCGUUCAGUUUCAUUUCCUUCAUUAGCGUCAGGCAAGAAAGUGUGCAAACUUACCAUUAUUUUGUCGAUGCCACUUCGGUAUUUAGUUUGAUUAACUGGGCUUGUAUUUUGUUGACCCACAUUCGAUUCCUCGGAGCGUUCAAAAGGCAAAAUCUCAUCCAUGAAUUCAAAACUUACGUUCCAAGAUCCACUACAUCCAUAAUCCCAUCCAGCAUCGCACUUUCAGGGGUUUUAUUCAUUAUUUUCGGUAAUAAUAUAACGGUUUACAUUGAUAGUGCCGAAACUCGUUCGUUCAAUGUAGGCGAAUUUAUUGCCGGAAUGAUUGCUAUUCCAAUAUUCAUUGGUUUAUAUUUGGGAUUUAAGAUCUAUUAUCAGACCUCUUUUGUCGACCUUGGGGAGGCGGAUUUGUAUUUCUACAGAGAUAUAGUCGAUGCUAAAGAAAGGGUUUAUCUUCAACAAAAAAUGAACAAUGACCAGCAGUAUUCUAGCAUGAAUUUUUUCCAAAGGCUUCGCAACAAGAUUUGCAUUUAUUCUGUUCAAUAA